Messenger RNA from Trichechus manatus latirostris (Florida manatee), 3506 nucleotides. RefSeq names its product LIM homeobox transcription factor 1 alpha (gene LMX1A). The transcript is spliced from 9 exons. Gene Ontology annotation, molecular function: RNA polymerase II transcription regulatory region sequence-specific DNA binding; DNA-binding transcription factor activity, RNA polymerase II-specific. Gene Ontology annotation, cellular component: nucleus. Lineage: Eukaryota; Metazoa; Chordata; Mammalia; Sirenia; Trichechidae. The record is from RefSeq and is a predicted model, not a curated record. Bases 379 to 1527 code for a protein of 382 amino acids. Gene Ontology annotation, biological process: regulation of transcription by RNA polymerase II; neuron differentiation.
AGAAGCAGGCGGAUCCGCCCGAGUGAAGCAGGGCCCGACUCGCACCCAGGACUCCGGGCCCCAGCCUUCCCUCCUAGCCUCAGAGAGGCAUCCGACAUCCCCCUCUCCUGAGAAGCGACGCGGGCUGGCGGGACGUCCCGAGAAGGCUGGGCGCCCGCGGCCACUUCCCGGCCCGGGUGCGCAAAGGAGCGAAGCCAAGGGACGGCGUUCGCUCGGGCUCCCUCUCGGGCGCGCCGGAGCCGGGGGCGGCUGCUCCGGCUGCAGCCUCGCGGGCUGACGCCUCCCGGGCCGAAGCGUCCCCCGGCGCUCGGCAACUUCAUUCCGCUCCUGCAGCGGCCAGCGAGCUCGCCCAUCAGGUCCACCCGGCCUGGCCCGAUCAUGUUGGACGGCCUGAAGAUGGAAGAGAAUUUCCAAAGCGCCAUCGAGACUUCGGCCUCCUUCUCCUCGCUGUUGGGCAGAGCGGUGAGCCCCAAGUCUGUCUGCGAGGGCUGUCAGCGGGUCAUCUCGGACAGGUUUCUGCUGCGGCUCAACGACAGCUUCUGGCAUGAGCAGUGUGUGCAGUGCGCCUCCUGCAAAGAGCCCCUAGAGACCACCUGCUUCUACCGGGACAAGAAACUGUACUGCAAGUAUGACUAUGAGAAGCUGUUUGCUGUCAAAUGUGGGGGCUGCUUCGAGGCCAUCGCACCCAAUGAGUUUGUCAUGCGGGCCCAGAAGAGUGUGUACCACCUGAGCUGCUUCUGCUGCUGUGUCUGCGAGCGGCAGCUCCAGAAGGGUGAUGAGUUUGUCCUGAAGGAGGGCCAGCUGCUCUGCAAAGGGGACUAUGAAAAGGAGCGGGAGCUGCUCAGCUUGGUGAGCCCAGCAGCCUCAGACUCAGGCAAAAGUGAUGAUGAAGAAAGUCUUUGCAAGUCAACCCAUGGAGCAGGGAAAGGAGCUGCUGAGGAUGGUAAGGACCACAAGCGCCCCAAACGUCCCAGAACCAUCUUGACAACCCAACAGAGGAGAGCAUUCAAGGCCUCAUUUGAAGUGUCCUCCAAGCCAUGCCGGAAGGUGAGAGAGACCCUGGCUGCAGAAACAGGGCUGAGCGUCCGUGUCGUUCAGGUGUGGUUCCAGAAUCAGAGAGCUAAGAUGAAGAAGUUGGCCAGGCGGCAGCAGCAACAACAGCAAGAUCAGCAGAACUCCCAGAGGCUGAGUUCUGCUCAGACAAAUGGUGGUGGGGGCGCUGGGAUGGAAGGGAUCAUGAACCCCUACACGGCUCUGCCCACUCCACAGCAGCUCCUGGCCAUCGAGCAGAGUGUCUACAGCUCAGAUCCCUUCCGACAGGGGCUCACCCCACCCCAGAUGCCUGGAGACCACAUGCACCCCUAUGGUGCUGAGCCCCUUUUCCACGACCUGGAUAGUGACGACACCUCCCUCAGUAACCUGGGUGACUGUUUCUUGGCAACCUCAGACGCCGGGCCCCUGCAGUCCAGAGUGGGAAACCCCAUUGACCACCUGUACUCCAUGCAGAAUUCUUACUUCACCUCUUGAGUCUUCCCCUCGAGUUCUGUGGCUAGGCUCCCAAACGGAACAACCACAUUAUGUGAGGGGUCUGCUGGCUUUAGAACGGGGAGGCCAGGAAAGAGGUGGGUCGGGGAGGGAGUUUUGUCGGGGAUGCUGUUGUAUAAUGAUAUGGUGUAGCUCGGCAUUUCCAAAGACUGAAUACAUUAUGGAUUGCAUAGCUUAACAUUUCUAAUAAGAGUCUUAGCAUUAGAUAUGAAGAUGUGUUUAUCAUUAAGGACAGGGACCUUUAAUACAGACAUUCUCAUGCAAACUAGAUGCCUAGGGACUCCUAACAACUUCCCGCCAUUUUGGGGAAGCUCUUGUCAAGAGGUGCAUACGUCUAUCCAUCUAUACACCCAUAGACAGAAAGACAGAUGUAUGUGAGUGUGUAACCUUUCAUACUUUAUCAUCAAAGUUUAUUCCUAAUUAUAACAGACAUCAACUGUACAGCAAAAGUAACUUUAUUUUCAGUGUGAACUAUAUUUAAGGAAAUGCUUGAUGCACUUAAGUUAUAAAAUGAGAUAAUUUACUUUUAUAAACUUUAUUUUUAGUUUGGAGAGACUUGUUGGCAGGGCAGAAAGGGCUGCUCCAUCUAGCCGCAUGGCGUUGUGUACAUUUUAUCCUGUUUUCAGACAGUGUGAUUGAGGUCUGGGAAGUAACUCUGUGGCUGACACUGUUCUCUUGUGGGUUCUUGCUCUCUGUGGGGUUGAAUCACUGGGCGUGGGUGGGACAGAACAGUCCCUAAUCAUGUUCUUAGAAAAUUCAAAGCCUAGACUCCUGGGCUUUCUCUUAAAUUCUGGUCAUUGGGCAGUGCUAGAAAAGUCAGCUGUGCUCUUGAGCUCCAGCAUCUUUGGGUGCAGGAUGAGGCUAAUAGCAUGUACCUACCUCACUGGGCAGCGUGAAGGCUUAAUUCACCCUCAGGAUAGAUGAGCGGUGGGGAGACCAAUACCUAAUAUUUGGUCAAAAUCCAACUAAACCAAUCACUUGGCAAAGGAGGAUACCUGGGGCUGCAGAGCAGGAGGUCUCCUCCACCCUGAGGACAGUGUGGCUUGCCAUAGUUCCUUCUACAAAGCCAGGUGGCAGAAGUACCAGUGCAGGACAGCUCAGAGGGGUGUCAGAGGGGGAAGAGUCUAAGGCUGAGAUGGUGGAGGAGGGCAUUGAGGUAUUCUAGAGCAGGGGUCAGCAAACUACAGCCUAUAGGCCUGUUUUUGUAAGGGCUGCCAGCUAAGAAUGGUUUUUACACUUUUAAAGGGUUGUUAAAAAAAAAAAAAAGAACAAGAAUAUGUCACAGACAUUGUAUGUGGCCCACAAAGCCUAAAAUAUUUACUAUCUGCCUUUUAACAGGAAGCGUCUGUUGACCCCUGCUGUAGAGGGUCUGUUUCUAAACAGGCUUGUGGAGCUCAUGGAGGGAGAGGUGGUCCAGGUGGGAAUCCAGGGCGCUUCCUCCCAGCUCACUUUUCUGACCCUGAGCACAGAAAUCCCAAUAGCCAUUGUACACAGGGACCGUUCCUCACCCUGUUCUCCAAAUGUGGUGCUAAAUGGGAUACUUCUGUGCUAGGAAACCCCCUGGGAAGUCUGAAUGUGGAGGAGGGGAACACGGAGGGUCAGCUUGGGCCCCUCCUCUGAGAGGGGCCGGGACGGGCUUGGCCUUCUAGGACGUCAUGGAAGACUUGGACACAGCGACACUUCCCCUGACACUCUGCAAGGCCUGAGGAAACAUGUCCCCUGAUGGUAGAGUCUACAUUGUGUGAUUUGUGUGCUCUUGUUUAUAAUUUAUACAAACCACCAUGAAACCCAAGCCAGUCUGGUGAGUGAAAAUCGUGCCAAUGCUGUGUCGCUCCUCAGGUUUCUGUGGUAAAGAUCAGUUGGAGAAUGUAGCAGAUACUAUGUGAGUGAAAACGAAUAGAGAUCCUUAUUCCACUCCUUAAUGGCAUACCAAGAUGAAAUUAAAAUCCUCUUACAAAUGA